CCACCGACUCUUCAUGUGUGUGCAUAUGUACCCUUCACUUAUGCAAAUGUAUCUUUAUGCAUCUAGUGAACUUCACCCAGCUCAAAGGUUCAUCAGACACACACUGGCCAUCUUUCAGUUACCCACUGUAUACAUAGAGAACUCAACCAGCUGACACAGCUGAUUCUUAGCAUGUAAUACCAUAGCUAUGCAAUAUUUUAUAAUUAGAUCUACUUCCUCUUUCUUCUUCCUUCCUCCAACAAAAUUGAUGAAGCAUCUCACAGAUGUUCUCUCUCUGACUAGAAAAAGAAAGCCUAUAUUUAAUGGGAUUUACUCCCAGGUAUAACUACAGUUACUGAUCUUCCAUUUUUUCAGGUAAAACCAAUAAACUAUAUAUGAACAUGUAAAUAUAAUCACUGCAGUGAACACUUAAGAAUUUUGAUGUUCUUAUACCAAAUGUGGUAAGAUGGAUCCUUCCAAAGUCCUGAAUUUGUCACUUAAUGAAAAAGUAUACAGGAGCUACCAAAAUGAAACCAGAAGAAUCUUCUCAGAAAUGCAAAAUACUACAGACUGUGUCACUGCAGACGAAUCACUGACUUUGGCUUUACUAAUUUCAUAUUCUGUCAUCUUUGUUACUGGAUUGGUUGGCAAUGUUAUUGCCUUAUAUGUUUUUCUGUGCGUUCAUUUCAAGAAGAAUUCUAUCCAGAUAUAUUUACUUAAUGUUGCUAUUGCUGACCUUCUGCUGAUCGUUUGUCUCCCUUUCCGAAUAUUUUAUCACAUUUCCCAAAACACAUGGCUGUUGGGCUUGACUUUAUGCAAAAUUGUGGGAACCCUAUUUUAUAUGAACAUGUACACCAGCAUAAUACUGCUAGGGCUGAUUAGCUUGGACCGUUAUAUAAAAAUUAACAGAUCAGUUCGACAUCCUAAACUGUUAACAGCAAAGCAAAGCAUAUAUAUUUGUUGUAUACUAUGGGUGGUUGCAAUUUCGGGAUUUAUACUGAUGGUUGUUCAGGCUACCAUGAAGGAAGAUAAAAACUCUACAAUGUGUUUUCAUUACAGAGAAAAACAAGAUGCAAAAAUAGAAGCAGGUUUGAAUUAUAUUCUUGUUAUAAUAUUUUGGAUUAUUUUCAUUCUACUGCUUCUGUCAUACAUUAAAAUUGCAAAGAAUGUUCUGAAAAUUUCCAAAAGAAGAACAAGUAUUCCAAAUACUGGAAAGUAUGUUAUCAUAGCAAGAAAUUCUUUUAUAGUGCUUAUCAUUUUUACAUUAUGUUUCGUUCCUUAUCAUUUUUUCCGAUUUAUUUAUAUCAGCUCACAACUACAAAACACAUCCUGUUACUGGAAACAGAUCAUUCAUAAAUGCAAUGAAACUAUGUUAGUCUUCUCAUCCCUCAACAGCUGUUUAGAUCCAGUUAUGUAUUUCUUAAUGUCAAGAAGGAUCCGUAAAACUGUACUUCAGCUGAUUUGUAAGCGACAUUUUGCGAAUUCUAACAUGAACGACAGUACUUCAGAACCAAAACAAGGGCAUUCUCUUUAGGAAAACCCAAGCCUUCAGAAUGCAUGAAUUAACAGCAUAGGCCUUUGCAUGAAUAUAUGGAAACAAGUCCAUUGAUUUUCAUGUUGCUUACCCUGUGGCAAGUAGAAAUACCAUCACACCCUGAGGUUAAUUGAUCUUCUCAACUUCUACGGAAUAUCUUACAUCAGACCAGAGAAAACUGCUGAACGGUAUUUCACCAGAAAGUUAAAAAACUUUUGUUAAAAAAAAAGUCUAGUACUGCUUUUACAUAACUGGAAAGAAUUUUGAGGGGGUUGGCUGUAGAGAUAUAACUUAGAAUCACAGAAAUAGCCAGAUAUUGAUACUCACAUACGUAAUGUUUUGUAAUUUUCAAUAUAUUUUAUGUAAUUGGAAUAUUUGCUUAUAAAGCUACAUUAAGAAAACCUUUCAA
This is a messenger RNA of Varanus komodoensis (Komodo dragon), 1922 nucleotides long. RefSeq names its product G protein-coupled receptor 34 (gene GPR34). Gene Ontology annotation, cellular component: membrane. The coding region runs from base 446 to 1513 and encodes 355 amino acids. The record is from RefSeq and is a predicted model, not a curated record. Lineage: Eukaryota; Metazoa; Chordata; Lepidosauria; Squamata; Varanidae. Gene Ontology annotation, molecular function: G protein-coupled purinergic nucleotide receptor activity. Gene Ontology annotation, biological process: G protein-coupled receptor signaling pathway. The transcript is spliced from 3 exons.